This is a messenger RNA of Clonostachys solani, 711 nucleotides long. The record is from the annotation of a GenBank genome assembly. NCBI's taxonomy places the organism in Eukaryota, Fungi, Ascomycota, Sordariomycetes, Hypocreales, Bionectriaceae.
AUGUCGUGGUAUGCCAAGACGAGAUUCUACCACAUCGCUGACUUGACCACCUGGCAGCUGUGCCCUUGCCCCAAGACCUAUGAAAAGGUCCAUCCUUUGUACAGACCGACUGCCAAACAGCUUUCUGUACUAUAUCCAAGCGUCAUAGAUUGGAUACCGUUUCCUUCAAUACGGGAGAAAUUGAUUCGUCUUCAUGCGGGGAACCCCCAAAUCGACCGAAUCUUCUGUGACGCCGUGAGCGCCUACGUGGUAGAGGCCUGCAUGUCCGACAUAGUAUCUGGUGCUGCCCCAUCUAGGGUGUAUCUAAGAGUGAACGAUUUGUUGACUGCUGGUGGUUGGGAUCAAGUCGAUGAGUGUGGCAGUUGGGCUGCUGCACUGCCAGUGCCCAAGGUCAAUGAUCUCUUUACCUCGCCCGGGUGUGCUCGAGCGGCGUUCCAAUACCUCAGUAUGGAUGGCGGUGCAUCAAGAUACAAGAUGGAUCCCGCAUUUUUUGGGAAAUACCCAGAGCUCUAUGAUGCAUCCACACCUGAUAUUCUAGCUCAAGGUAUACCUCUCAAGCCCGACAUACAGCCUACUUUGACCUACCCACAGCCGCUGGAUAUAUCAGUAUAUCAGAUCUACCGCAGCUUCAUUGGAUUCACAGUGUCGUCAAUCAGUGACAGACAAAACCGGGUCUAUGUUUCAACACACUCGUACCCACCAGCUAUGUAA